AUGAGCCAAUCUGCCCUCCUAAUUCCACAUGCAUCCGCAGCGCUCCUCUCACCAUGGAGAACAUUCGACAAGCUGUCCACGUCGGUGAUGGGCUAUUCUGCCAACGAAUUCGACUUCGUUUACGGACGGACGCCAUUUUCGACCUUCACUGAAGCCAUGACUAUGGUGGUGCUGUAUCUGGUAGUCGUAUUUGGCGGCCGGGAGAUCAUGCGCAACCGCAAACCACUGGAGCUGAAUACGCUCUUCAAGAUCCACAACUUCUUCUUGUCUCUGCUCAGUGGUGCUCUUCUGGUUCUCUUCGUCGAACAGAUUGCGCCGAGCCUGUGGCAGAAGGGCAUCUACGAAAACAUCUGCGGACCUUCGGGCUGGACACAACCACUGGUCGUUCUCUAUUACAUCAACUACCUCACAAAGUACUACGAGCUCAUCGACACCGUCUUCCUGAUGCUCAAGAAGAAACCCCUUACGUUCCUCCACUGCUACCACCACCCGGCCACCGCGCUCCUCUGCUUCAGCCAGUUGGUCGGAGCCACCCCGCUGUCUUGGGUGCCCAUCACGCUCAACCUGACGGUACAUGUGAUCAUGUAUUGGUACUACUUCCAGACCGCAAGAGGCGUCAAGGUGUGGUGGAAGCAGUGGAUCACGGUCUUGCAGAUCACCCAGUUCGUGCUGGACCUUGGCUUCGUCUACUUUGGUUUCUACGACGUCUUCGCAGACACGUACUUCAAGGAAAUCCUCCCCCACGUCGGCCGGUGCGGCGGCGAGUUCUACGCAGCCAUGACCGGCGGCGCCAUCCUGACGUCGUACCUGGUUCUCUUCAUCAUGUUCUACAUUACAACGUACAAGAAGGGCGGUCGCAGCAAAUCAGCUGCGUCGCAAAAGUCCAAGCCGGCCGUCCUCAACGAAAAGCAGACCUUGGCGGCGGGCAGUGACCUUGGGAGGUAAGAACGCCACGGUUGAGCUCGAGACCUGAAGAAACUUUUUCAACUCAACUCCAAUCUUGUUUUUAUUUUGGACAAAGCAUGAACCCAUAGAAUACCAUAGACACGCAAGCAUUGUUGGUCGGGUGGUCCUUGAAUUGAGCCCGGUGCUCGGGCCAGAUCUUCAAGGCGUGAGAGGGGAGGGGGGACGAAAUACCUGGUUUGGUUGCUAUUGGUGGCGGUGACGUUGAUGGGCGGAGUAUUGGUUGGGGCUUCGAAAGCAAGGCGGGAGUUUACUCCGGAUUGUGGAACAAAUGUCAUGAGUUUAUUGGGAGAGUGUGCCCAUCUCUGACUGUAAUGCAAUAGUGAAAUGCCAUGUUUGAUGAUCAUGGUGGUGGUGGUGGUGGGG
Molecule: messenger RNA, 1329 nt
Organism: Colletotrichum phormii
Lineage: Eukaryota; Fungi; Ascomycota; Sordariomycetes; Glomerellales; Glomerellaceae
Product: GNS1/SUR4 family protein
Exons: 4
Coding region: 1-945 (314 amino acids)
Biological process (GO): very long-chain fatty acid biosynthetic process; fatty acid elongation, polyunsaturated fatty acid; fatty acid elongation, monounsaturated fatty acid
Cellular component (GO): endoplasmic reticulum membrane
Molecular function (GO): fatty acid elongase activity
Source: RefSeq, a predicted model, not a curated record